This is a messenger RNA of Knipowitschia caucasica, 519 nucleotides long. NCBI's taxonomy places the organism in Eukaryota, Metazoa, Chordata, Actinopteri, Gobiiformes, Gobiidae. The record is from the annotation of a GenBank genome assembly.
AUGGCAGCACAGAAUGUAGUGGAAAUCAAGAAGUCACUGACGAAAGAUAUCCUGACGAUCAUCUCUGACAUGAGGGAGAUAACUAUAAAGCUCACCUGGGCUGUUUGGAUGGAUGUACUUAUGGUAUUUCUUCUUGUCCUGGUGGUGGUCUUUUGGAUCCUCUGGGCCCUGGUUAGUCCUGUGGUUGGAGUCCUCUCCAUGAUAGGGUUAGUCCUGGCUCUUGGAUGUGUGGUGUGGUGCAGACCUAAACUUCCCAGUCCUGUUCAGGCUGUGUCAAAGCUGGAUGCACUGAGCAUCCGACUGAAUGACCGAGUGAACGCCCUGAAGGAGACGCUGCAGGAGGAGCGAGACAAUGCGUGGUUUCCAUCUUUGAACAGCAGGUGGCGCAGUCUCGAGGAGCUGGAGGUCCUCACACAAGACCUGAUGAUUCUCGUCUCCCGGUUCAAUCCAGAGUUUCACUCAGAUAUGAAACAGAAACUGGGCAUGUGUGAGAGUCUUAUGGGCAACAUCUCCCCAUAG